Molecule: messenger RNA, 639 nt
Organism: Pichia membranifaciens NRRL Y-2026
Lineage: Eukaryota; Fungi; Ascomycota; Pichiomycetes; Pichiales; Pichiaceae
Exons: 1
Coding region: 1-639 (212 amino acids)
Molecular function (GO): protein binding
Source: RefSeq, a predicted model, not a curated record
AUGCCGAAACUCACACAGCUAACGCAGGAGGAAAUGGACAACGUGAUCUACGACGCCAGACUGGGUGACGUGGAGUCCCUAACCGAGAUUUUCAGCAAGGAGGUCGAACCGGCUGUGCUAAAGACUAUCAAGGACGAGCACUCCUUAACUACGCCGUUCCACAUGGCGGCGGCCAACGGACACAUAGACGUGCUGCAGUACCUCCUGGGAUUGCUAGCCGACGCCGAGGAGAAGAAGGCCAUUCUCAACUCCAAGAACGACAGCGGGAACACAGCGCUGCAUUGGGCAGCGUACAACGGCCACUUGGAGGCCGUCAAGCUUCUUUGCGAGAACGGCGCCGACCCGUUCAUAAGGAAUGCGUACAACCACGACGCCUUUUAUGAGGCCAGCAACAACGACCACGAGCAGGUCGACGACUUUCUCCUCGAGAAGUACGGCAACAUCGUGGAGCAAGACAUAGACGACAACGACGACGAGAACGACGACGACGACGACGGCGCCGCCGAGACAGGUGCCGAACCGGCCGCAGCAGCCAGCACAGUCAAGUUCAGCGAAGGUACCGAGAUCCAGAAGGUGACCAAGGACGACACGGAAGCUGUGGAGCAGCUCACGCAGCAGACCGACCACCUCGCCGUAUGA